UAGAGUAACAAAAUAAAAAAAAAAGGCACAUAAACUCGUCUUUCUCUCUAACACACACACACACGAAAAAUCCUCUUUCUCUCUCCUCCGCGCUCCUUUUCUCUUUGCCCCGUGCUCUUUGUCGUUGAUUCCAAACACCAUAACCCAAAAACAUCGUUUCAAAUUCUUGCAUCAUCAUCAUCAUCAUCAAAAACUGCAACUUCAACAUUUGAUUUUUCCAGCUUCAAUUAGUCAAAUAUUUGAUUCAUCUCUCUGUUCAAUUUUCUCGAUUCAUCUCUCUUUGAAGUUGUGGUGCUUACAAUUGGGGUGAAAAAACCCUAAUUUGGCGUUGGUAGGUUUCGUACUUGAUCUGGACGACUAGAAACCCUAAUUUCGUGUUUGGUCGAUUUCUAGGGCUUUUUUUUGAUGCUGAUUUGGUUCUUGAUUUGGAAAAUUAGGGUUUAUGAUUCGAAGUGGCUGUUUGGUUUGAUUUGUUGAUUCAGAUUUUGGGGCUGGCAAUUGCAGAAAAUAAUAGCUGGUAAAUGGUGGAGGCAGUAUGCUGCUGAUAGUUUGGAGAAAUGCAAAGGUAUCAUGCUGCUAGCUGCACUAGUUCUGUCAAUAAUAACACUUCUCUUGGUGGCAUUUCCAAUAGAGAUACUUCUUCCCGAAGCAGCGCUGAUUCGUCUUCUUUGUCUGCUAACUUCUCCUUGAACUCUAGGCGGGCUUCAGCGCUUGCUCCAUUCAGGUUGAAGUGUGAGAUUGAGCCACUCAAUUCUCGUCUUGGCCCACCUGACUUUCAUCCACAAACUUUAAAUUGUCCGGAGGAGACUCUCACCAAGGAAUAUGUGCAAUCAGGAUACAGAGAAACAGUUGAGGGACUUGAGGAAGCUAAAGAAAUCUCAGUCACACAAGUUAAUACUUUUACGAAGCCUGUUGUUCUCAAAUGCAAAGAGGCAAUUAGAAAACGUCUCAGGGCUAUCAAUGAGUCUCGUGCCCAGAAGCGUAAGGCCGGCCAGGUUUAUGGGGAGCCGCUUUCUGGAUCCUUGUUGAGUAAACCUGGUGUCUUUCCGGAGCAGAAGUCUGCCGGUGAAGAUUUCAAGAAGAGAUGGAUUGAGGGCUUAUCUCAAUACCACAAAAGCCUUCGGUCUUUAGCUGAUCAUAUUCCUCAUGGCUAUAGGAAGACGUCUUUAUUUGAAGUUCUUAUCAGAAAUAAUGUUCCUGUGCUGAGAGCAACAUGGUUUAUCAAAGUGACCUAUCUUAAUCAGAUUAGGCCUGGAUCUUCCAGUGUCUCCUCUGGGUCUCCUGACCGAAUUCAGUUGUCACGUACGGAGAUUUGGACCAAGGAUGUCACUGAUUACUUGCAGGGUCUUCUGGAUGAGCUUUUCUCAAGGAAUAAUUCUCACUCCGCUCCUCUAAAUAGGGAUCGGUCACAACCAAUGCUAUAUGCUGGGUCAUUGCAACAGAAAUUUGAUCCUGCAUCACUGCCCAAGGGUUCGGAGGAGCCAUCAUUGCAUUUUAAGUGGUGGUAUGUGGUGCGUAUUCUGAAUUGGCAUCAUGGAGAAGGACUUAUCCUUUCUUCUCAAAUUAUUGAGUGGGUUUUCCAACAAUUUCAGGAUAAAGAUUUAGUUCAGGUUAUGCAGUUCCUCCUUCCAAUUAUAUAUGGUGUACUGGAAAUGAUUACUUCAUGUCAAACAUAUGUGCGCAAACUUGUGGAUGUCACUCUACGACUUCUCAAGGAUCCUUCUAUUGGAGGUUCUGAUUUAGUUGAUAAUUCUCGGAGGGCAUACACUUGUUCUGCUCUUGUUGAGAUGCUUCGGUAUCUGAUACUGUCUGUACCGGAUACCUUUGUUGGCCUGGAUUGCUUUCCAUUGCCUGGUCUGAUAAUGUUUACAGAGAGUGAUGGGUCCCUUUAUUCCAAGUCACCUAUUGAUGGUGAACACCUGAAGUGUAAUCCUGUAGAAGCUCCACAUGUUCCCAGCGACAAAGGCGUUGAUGUUAAAUAUCCAUCAUCAUGGUUUAGGCGGGUAGUCUCAUCGAUUCAGAAACGAACGACUUAUCUCGCAAAGGCUGCUAGCCCUGGCUACUCUGGGCAGAAUGUCGCUAAAGCUGUACAGGCCUUGGAUAAAGCUCUAGUGCAGGGAGAUGUUCAGGAGGCCUACAAGUUACUCUUUGAAGGUUUCUCUGAAUCAUCUGUCCAUGAGGGCUGGAUUGCAGAAGUAAUCCCAUGCUUAAGGUCAUCAUUGAAGUGGUUAAGAUCUGUUAGUCCUCCAAUAGUUUAUUCCGUGUUUCUUCUUUGCGAAUGGUGUACUUGUGAUUUCAGGGAUUUCAGAACUUCACCCCUUCACGAUGUUAAAUUCACUGGAAGAAAAGAUUUUUCUCAACUUUAUGUUGCUGUUAGGCUUAUGAAGCAGAAGAUGAGGGAGAUGCAAAGAUCUGAAAAGGCAAAGAGAAGUUCUGAAAGGAGGGCAGAUGGAAGUGGUUAUGACAAAAGAAAUAAUUGGAGAAAACUAGAUAAGAAUUGCAUAGAAACAUCAGAAUUUUUUGAAAGCCCUGGUCCUUUACAUGAUAUCAUAGUAUGCUGGAUGGAUCAGCAUGAGGCACAAAAAGGUGAAGGUUCUAAGCGUGUCCAAUUACUUCUCAUUGAGCUCACGCGCUCUGGAAUUUUUUCACCAUUGGCAUACGCAAGGCAGCUACUAGUAUGUGGAAUUAUGGACAAGAAUGGCUCUGUGGUUGACCCAGAUAGACGGAAGAGACAUCAUCGUAUCUUGAAACAACUUUCAGUUUCCUGUAUGCAUGAUGUUUUUGAUGAAGCACAGAGUGCAGACAGAUCACUCCUUCUGGAAGCAAUACAUGUCUACGCUAAUGAAAGGCGCCUUCUUCUUCGUGGACUACUUGGGGAUGAUCAUAAACAAACUAGAAGUGCUAAUGUUGCAACUAAGAAGCAUAAAGAAAAUCCAGUCUCUUUACCUGCUUCUGUAUGCCAGUUGAAAUCACUACAAUCCUUUUCAGAGAUGUCUCAUAGUAAAAGCAAGAAAAAUGAUCCUGCUCUUGAGGAACUGAAACUCUCUAUUCUUGAGAUAUUACUUCUACCAAAGUCGAUUGAUGCUGGAGUUGAUGAAACUCAAGUGAGCAUGAAAAGGUCUGCUGGACUCAUUUCCAGUAAGCUAGACACUGUAGAAGCAACACCCGGUUGUGAAGAAUGUCGAAGGGCAAAGAGACAAAAAUUGGGCGAGGAAAAAUAUUCGCUAGUCCAAGUUCCCUCAUCAAACCCAUUAGAUGAUGAAGAUAAAUGGUGGGUGAGAAAGGUGCCAAAAUCCCAAGAUGCCAUUAAAGUCGAUCAACCUAUUAAGCCGAGCAAGCAGGCCCCAAGAGGUAGACAGAAGUCUGUGCGUAAAACACAAAGCCUUAAUCAAAUUGCUGCUGCUUCAAGAAUUGAAGGAAGUCAGGGAGCAUCCACCAGCCAUGUAUGUGACAAUAAGAUCGGAUGUCCGCAUCACCGGCCAGUCCCAGAAGGAGAUGCUCCCAAAGCCGCUGAUCUGAAGAGAGCAACCAAUGGCAAAGAUAUUGUUUCAAUUGGAAAAUUGUUAAAGCGGCUUAAGUUUGCUGAGAAGAGGAGCAUAUCUGCUUGGUUAAUUAGUUCUGUCAAGCAGGUUGUUGAAGAGACAGAACGAAUGUCUACCAAGGGUAGCCAGAUGAAUAGGCCUUUAUCUUCUGAUGAGAAAAGCUCAGGAAGGUGGAAACUUGGGGAGGAUGAAUUGUCUGUCAUACUUUAUUUGAUGGACAUGUGUAGUGAAGUUCCUUUGGCAAUCAGAUUUCUCAUUUGGCUGUUCCCAAAGGUCCUUGGUAAUCUCAAUACCCCUAUACAUGGUGGAAGGAAUAUAAUGAUGUUGUCUAGGAAUGUGGAAAGCCAUGCAUGUGAAGUGAAGGAGCCAUAUCUUCUUUCUGCUAUUCGGAGGUAUGAGAACGUAAUUGCUGCUGUGGAUCUUAUUCCUGAAAUCUUGUCGAGUGCAAUGCAUCGUGCUGCAGCAGUUUUGACUUCCAAUGGCAGGCUUUCAGGUUCACCGACCUUCUUGUAUGCUAGGUAUUUGGUGAAGAAAUAUGGCAAAGUUACUAGUGUAAUAGAAUGGGAGAAAAAUUUCAAGGCAACUUGCGACAAGAGACUUAUAUCUGAAUUUGAAGCUGGAAAAUUGCAAAAUGGAGAGUUUGGUUUUUCUUUUGCUGUUCCAGCUGGUGUUGACGAUCUUGAUGAUUUUAUCCGCCAAAAAAUUAGUGGUAACCGUUUGUCUAGAGCCGGUAUGAGUAUGAGGGAAAUUGUUCAGAGAUGUGUCGACGAUGCACUUCAUCAUCUUUUUGGCAAAGAGAGAAAGCUUUUUGGUCCUGGUGCGCAGAAGAAUGCUGGCAUCGAAAAGUGGGAUGAUGGGUAUCAAAUAGCCCAACAAAUUAUUCAGGGGCUUAUGGAGUGUAUCAGGCAGACAGGUGGCGCUGCUCAAGAAGGGGACCCUUCUUUGGUGUCUUCUGCUGUUUCUGCAAUUGUAGGCAAUGUCGGACCAGCUAUUGCAAAAAUGCCUGAUUUUACUGCGGUUAAUAAUCAUUCGAAUUACCCAGCUCCAACGGGGUCGUUAAGUUUUGCUCGUCGAGUUCUACGGAUACAUAUAAAUUGCCUUUGUCUACUCAAGGAAGCACUUGGUGAGAGGCAUAGUCGUGCAUUUGAGAUAGCUCUUGCUACGGAAGCUUCUUCAGCUCUUGCUGGAGUCCUUAUGCCAGGUAAGGGUGCUCGAGGUCAAUUUCAAUUGUCACCUGAUGCUCAUGAACCUAGCAUGAAUAUGUCAAAUGAUGUUCCAAAUAAUUCUGCAAAAGUUGCUGUUGGAAGGGCAACAAAGAUUGCUGCUGCUGUGUCUGCCCUUAUCAUUGGGGCAAUUAUUCAUGGGGUUUCGGACCUGGAGAGAAUGGUAACAGUCUUCAGGCUGAGAGAAGGUUUGGAUUUGGUACAGUUUGUUAGGAGUUCAAGAACUCACUCGAACGGAAAUGCUCGAUCAUCUGGGGCCCUCAAGGUGGAGAACGCGCUUGAAGUUUAUAUCCACCUGUUUAGGUUACUUGUUGGGAAUUGUAGAACAGUUUCUGACGGUGUAAUUGUGGAUCUUCUUGGUGAGCCCUCGCUGUUGGCACUUUCAAGGAUGCAGCGCACACUUCCUCUUAACUUGGUGUUACCUCCAGCUUAUUCAUUGUUUGCGUUCAUGAUCUGGCGGCCAUUUAUCUUCAAUAUCACAGUGGGAAGUCGUGAAGAGGUCCCUCAGUUGCUACAGUCUUUGACCUUGGCUAUUGGCGAUGCAAUUAAACAUGCGCCUUUUCGGGAUAUAUGUCUGCGAGAUACUCAUGGUUUUUUUGAUCUUGUGACUUCUGAUGCUACUGAUGCUGAGUUUGCAUCUAUACUAGAGUUGAAUGGCUCUGAUAGACAUCUGAAGACUAAAGCCUUUAUACCUCUGCGUGGUAGACUUUUUUUGAAUGCAUUAGUGGACUGUAAAUUGCCACAUUCUGUGCCAUCACAGGAUGAUGGGAACCGAUUAUCUGGGGCUAAUGAUUCAAAGGUGAAAUAUGGAGAAAGCGAAACAAAGAUUUCAGAUAGGCUUGCACGUGCUUUGGAUACUUUGCAGCCUGCUAAAUUUCAUUGGCAGUGGGUUGAGCUUAGGCUCUUCCUUAGCGAGCUAAGCCUUAUUGGUAAACUUGACUCCAAUGAUACACAAUCAGUAGCUGAGGCUAUCCGCUCUCUUACACCUAAUCCUGACAAGGGUGGUUCUUUAGAGAAUGAGAACAACUUCAUUCCGAUUGUCUUGACAAGGUUAUUGGUCAGACCAGAUGCUGCUCCUCUUCUUUCAGAAGUAGUGCACCUUUUUGGAAGGUCAUUGGAGGAUUCGAUGUUGUUACAUGUUAAAUGGUUUCUAGAAGGACAUGAUGUUCUCUUUGGAAGGAAAUCUAUAAGGCAGCGUCUUGUGAACUUCGCCGAAAGCAAAAGCUUUUCUACUAAGGCCCAGUUCUGGAAGCCCUGGGGUUGGUGUAAUUCUAGUUCUGAUGCUUUAGGAAAUAGGGGAGACAAAAGGAGAUUUGAAACUCCAUCUGUUGAAGAAGGUGAAGUAGUUGAAGAAGACUUCAAAAGACAUGCCAGAGGUGCCUCGAAGCUGCCAGAUCGUGAAGGCCUCAACACUAACCAACAAUUUGUGACAGAGAGAGCUCUUGUUGAAUUAGUUCUUCCUUGCGUUGAUCGAAGCUCUGAUGAUUCUCGCGUAAGGUUUGCAAGUGAGUUGAUAAAGCAGAUGAGUAACAUUGAACAACAAAUAAGUGGGGUUGCUUCUGGGUCCAGUAAGCAGACAGGAUCAACUCCUUCUGGGACUGAAGGUUCUACAAAUAAAGCUAGUACAAGAAAGAGCAUGAAAGGAAGUAGCCCAGGCUUAGCCCGUCGAGCAGCUGCAGUGCAAAUUGAUACAGCUCCAUCUUCACCUGCAGCUUUGCGGGCAUCAGUUUCAUUGCGACUUCAGCUCCUUGUGAGACUGCUUCCUACUAUUUGCGCAGAUGGGGACUCGUCAGGCCGCAGCUCACGGUUUAUGCUUGCAUCAGUCAUACUCCGUCUUCUUGGAAGUAGGGUUGUUUAUGAAGAUAUGAACCUGGCUGUCAACCCUGGACGAGGAUCUCCAUUGAAGGAGGCUGAGUUACAGAUGGAAACCUGUGCUGAUGUUUCAUUGGAUUUAUCAGGGAAGAACUUAUUUGAUUGGUUAUUGCUAGUAUUACACGCAUUGCUAAGCAGUUCCCAACCCAGUUGGCUCACAUUAAAAUUUCCCUCCAAGACUACCGUUGUGUCCGCUAAAGACUUUGGUGGAUUUGAUCGUGAGAUCUUGGAGAACUUACAGGGUGAGUUGGAUCGAAUGCAGUUGCCGGAUGCAAUACGAUGGCGUAUUCAGACAGCCAUGCCAAUUCUUGUACCUAACUCACGAACCUUGAUAUGUUGCCAGCCUCCUCCUCUUUCAUCUACCGCUCUUGCUUCACUUCAACCCAGUAUUGUGUUUUCAUCUAACCAAGCAAGCCCAUUGCCGAAAAAUUCAGUACCAUCUGUACGCACAGCUACAUCUGCUGCAAUGCUGGGAAAAUCGAAAGCAGCAGCCUUGCAACCCGAUAAUGACUUGGAGGUUGACCCUUGGAUGCUUUUAGAAGAUGGGGCGGGUUCAGGCCCUUCUUCUAGUAACGCUGCCAUUAUGGGUGGUGGUGACCAUGCUAACCUUAGAGCAUCUAGUUGGCUGAAAGGGGCCAUCAGAGUGAGGCGGACUGAUCUCACUUAUAUUGGUGCUGUGGAUGAUGAUAGUUGAUCCUAUGUAAUCUUGUAAUUUAUUCGGUCUCAGAAUGAGCAGAUCCUUCAGAGAAGUAAAUCAAUGAUUUAUAUGGUGCAUUGAGAAGGUAAUUAUCUUUCUUCUUGCUGCCCUCUGCUCUCGGUGCGAGGAAGGGCAGAUGACCACAUUGUUGCUUUUGGCCUGGAGGCAGAGGAUUUGUGCUACCUGGUUCCAAGAUUCUAUUCCUGCCCGAAAUGGCCACCCGCCUGAAGUCUGCUUCAUCAACUAACCCCAUGAUCACCGCUGCCCCAAGCAUGGGUCGGAGGCUUGUAUAUAAUUUAGAUAUAAUGGUGACCUUGAUCAGUUGAGCCGAGUAAAAUCUCUGCUCUGUAGUCUUUUUUCUUUCACCCUUAAAAUAUCAUGUCACAUUCUUCUCCUUCUCCGAAGCCCCGAGUAUAUGGUCUCAAGAAAGCUAAUCCAUGUUGUAAAAUGUAGCUGGGGCACAGGUAUUUUGUUUAGACUUUGGAACUCAGCAUUGCAGAAAUGCCAUUGUAGAUGAUGGGUCUGAAAAUGGCUAUUUGGCUAACUUGUUAGUAGAAAUUUAAACAGUGUUAGCUUUCACGAGGGCGAUCACAGCCUAUUGUUAUAAUCAUUUUUUGGGUGUUCAGUAA
Beta vulgaris subsp. vulgaris (sugar beet) is the source of this 7963-nucleotide messenger RNA. Its product is annotated as mediator of RNA polymerase II transcription subunit 12. NCBI's taxonomy places the organism in Eukaryota, Viridiplantae, Streptophyta, Magnoliopsida, Caryophyllales, Amaranthaceae. The record is from RefSeq and is a predicted model, not a curated record. Gene Ontology annotation, molecular function: transcription coregulator activity. Gene Ontology annotation, biological process: regulation of transcription by RNA polymerase II. Gene Ontology annotation, cellular component: mediator complex. The transcript has 13 exons. Bases 558 to 7331 code for a protein of 2257 amino acids.